AUGGAAAUGAGGCGGAUAUGCUCAACUGACGAUGAAUAUAGGAGCGAAAGGAGAUUCAACCCUUCAUGCAAAAAGCGAGAUCCAUACAAACUACAUUUUUAUGUGGUUCCGAUUAAUCACAGCAAAAAUUCACAACGUCUGUCCAGGAAUUCUCUUACAAUUUUUUUAAUUCUGCAAUUUUUCUUCACGAUCGGCAUCGAUGUAGCCGGCUUAACGUGGUGUUCAUGUUUCAUUUCUACUUCUCGUUUUCCACACUAA
This is a messenger RNA of Necator americanus (New World hookworm), 258 nucleotides long. RefSeq lists its product as uncharacterized. The transcript is spliced from 3 exons. The coding region runs from base 1 to 258 and encodes 85 amino acids. NCBI's taxonomy places the organism in Eukaryota, Metazoa, Nematoda, Chromadorea, Rhabditida, Ancylostomatidae. The record is from RefSeq and is a predicted model, not a curated record.